AUGGCUGAAGAUCAAGUGACGAAUACAGAUGACCAAGUGUCUGCAUUAGCGAAGUUUUAUCCAUCCUUAACUGUCAAUUUCAUGAAACAAUCUAUUACAAUGAACAAGCAAAAGUCUAUUGAUUUACCAAUGAUCUUUGUUCAUUUAUCUACAUCUCGUCGUGAAGUCACACUCGUCGUCGAAAUACAGACGACAGAGAAAAUGAAUGAAGAUUUAAACAAAGCCAUGUUCGUUUUUGACUAG
Molecule: messenger RNA, 243 nt
Organism: Adineta ricciae
Lineage: Eukaryota; Metazoa; Rotifera; Eurotatoria; Adinetida; Adinetidae
Source: the annotation of a GenBank genome assembly